AUGAUAGGAGGAGAGCACAAGAAGGAGCGGUUCAGCGAGCGCCUGUCCAUGGCCCAGAACCAGCCCAAGAACCGCGGCUACCUCCCGGGGACGCAUCUUAAGACAGGCGGCUAUGGCACCAGUACACUAAUGGGCAACUGGAGUGAGGAGCGCUUCGACGCAGGGUACUACGACGGCAAGGCGCUUGUUGCAUCCAGUCUGCGCACGCCGUGGAGCACAACGUACCGUGAGAUGGUGCAGAACGUCGCGACACCGGCCGGCUUCAGUGCCUCCGCGUCCGGCGCCGCCCCGUGCGAUCGCACACAAUUCUCUCAGGAGACUUUCAUGGCCAUUGAGGACCAUACGGAGAGCUCGUACCCGGCCCACCAGCCCCACCUAGACCCCGCAUGGCAGGAAACCCUACAGAGUACCCAUCAGAGUACCUUCAAGACCACCUACAUCCACCCCAAUGUGCGGCGGCAGGAGGUGAAGGCGUACGUGCCGCCAGUGCUGGGCGGCAAACCGUCGUCGCAGUCCACCGGCGUGCUGUUACGCCUUCGACGGCAACUAGAACUGGCACAGGAGUCGCCGGAUGGCACUGCCGGGACAUGUGCUGUCGUCAGUGCCUUUCCGGGCAACGUAAUCUGCUCCCUCCGCAAGGCGUUGGCCGAUGCGUGCACUGACCCCAACGGCUACAUCAAUGCCAAGGAGCUGCUGGAGGGUUUCGCCGCUGCCGGUGUCACCGCCGUCCCCGCUGAGUGCGUGGCGCUGUUGCGCUACUUUGACCACGAGGGCAGUCAGACGGCGCCGUACGUAGCAAUCGUUGAUGCUGUUCGAGGAGAGAUGAACAGCCGCCGGGCCGACCUUGUUGAAAGUGCCUAUGGCCUCCUGCGCUCUCUGAGCCCUGACGGCGUUGUCCGUCUCGAUAAGCUGGUUGAGUGGGUUGACGUAGAGCAGCUGCCGGCAGUGCAGUCGGGCUCCGUGAGUGCGGAUGCAGCACGCACCGCCUUCGCCGCCCAGUGGGAUGCCCGUAGGCCAACAACGCACAUCACGCAGGCUCGCUUCGCCGACUUCUUCGCCGAUGUAUCCUUUGAGAUUCCACUGGACAACACGUUCGAGCUGGUGCUGCGUAACAUCUGGCAUAUGAGCGGCGGCCGUGGCAGCUGCGAAAACACGUCCUGCAGACGAGUGGAGGUGGUUCACACGAACGGGCGAGUGACCAAGGACGAGAUCAAGAACGACCUGCUCAUAAAGGACACCGGCGACGAAGCUACCCUGGAGUCGCUGCUGCGCGCGAACUUGGCAAAGCAGGGUAUCAAGGAUGUCAAGUCUGUUCGUGUGGCGUCACCAGCGUGA
This is a messenger RNA of Leishmania braziliensis MHOM/BR/75/M2904, 1335 nucleotides long. RefSeq lists its product as hypothetical. Bases 1 to 1335 code for a protein of 444 amino acids. The record is from RefSeq and is a predicted model, not a curated record. Lineage: Eukaryota; Euglenozoa; Kinetoplastea; Trypanosomatida; Trypanosomatidae. The transcript has a single exon.